This is a messenger RNA of Toxoplasma gondii ME49, 657 nucleotides long. RefSeq lists its product as hypothetical. The record is from RefSeq and is a predicted model, not a curated record. Bases 1 to 657 code for a protein of 218 amino acids. The transcript has a single exon. NCBI's taxonomy places the organism in Eukaryota, Apicomplexa, Conoidasida, Eucoccidiorida, Sarcocystidae.
AUGCGAAAGGACAGGCGCCGGCGAGAGGCAGGGAAGACAGAGAGGCAGGAGACCAACUGCAGCGAAGGCGAACAGGAGUUCAAAAAGGAAGGCAGCGCGGAAGGGAGAAGAAGCACCCACAAAGCAGGAGAGAGGCGCGCGCCUCGCGUUCGAGGCGACGACAGGGAGAGGGGGCCCCCGCAGUCACGUGGAAAGAGCAGGGGUGCGAGUGGACGACGAAACGGAAGAAAGGAAGAGAGGAGAGCAGGAAGCAGGCGGAGCAAAGCAAGAGACAAAGGGAGAAGAAAAGGAAGCGGACAGACAAGCGGGAGAGAAGUCGCUUUCGACAAAAAAAGUCGCAACAGCGGGAGAGGAAAGGCGAUGCAAACAGGGGGGACGAAGAGGGAGAAACCCGCAGGGUAUGGACAAGGGGAGAAUCCGACUUCGAAACAUGAACGAGAAGAAAAGCUGUCGGGGAAAGCAGACUUGCGUCAGGAGAAAAAGCAGUCAGAAAAAACUCUGGAACUCCUCGACCGUCGAGAAACCGUUGAGAGUCACCAGAAGGGCAGGAGACUCUCAGACCCCACAGCGACGAAAAGGUUUCCUCCUCGAAGAAAGAGUUCGUUGUCUCUCUUUCGCCUCUUUCUGCAAGACUUUUUACACCCUAGCGACUGUUGA